ACAUUGUAAUUAGGUAGAUACAAGAAAUUGUUACGCCACUGAUAAAAAAUUGACUAACCUAUAUCCUCCGUUAUUGGUUAUUACUUAGCAGUUUAACUAAUUGUUGACUUUAAUAAAAUAAAGAACAGUUCUUGCUUCAAAGCAAAAGCGUACGUGUGCCAUCAUGAGUAAAGUGUUGGGCUGUUAUUGUGUUUUAUUGGUAAUUUUUUGCGUGAAAAUAGUGGCGCAGCAGUAUCAGUUCAUUAACCCAAUACGCUUUCCAUUUUCUUCUGUUGGAAAUCCAUAUGUCGGAACAUUUGUGGCUAUUGCCCUACCUAUAGACAUCAGAGGACCUGCUGAUUUAUUUUUUUCGGCAAAUUUUGAGUCGUCUUAUGGACUUCCAGAAAAUCAAUCUUUACUUACGUAUCCACCGAUUUUUAGUUCAACAAGGGGAUUCUUUUAUAAACUGUUGGAAACCAAGAUAAACGGGUUUGGAUAUGAAGGAAAACCAUGUCUGCAAAGGGCAGUAUGUGAAGCAUCAGAAUAUACUACACUGAAUUCCAGCGUUCUUGGAGAUAUACUACAUAUAUUAUUAACGCCAUCUUCUUCAGUCAAAGAAGACGCGAUAGAUGAUUACAUUGAAUCAGAAGAAUUCGGAAGAAAAAAAGGCCACUGUAAGAAGUAUAUUAAACAAUGUCCUCUAAGCAUUUUGAAUCUAUUUAGUAAAGUUAAAAACUAUGUUUGAUUUGAACAAUAUCUAUUACUAAAGUUAUUCUUUUGAACUAAUUUAUUUGUUUUGCCCCCUAAGUGUAAAUUUGAUGAUUUGAGAUACAUAAGCACAUUAUUUCGUUGGAUAUAACUGGUUUUGUGUAGGAAAUUAAUAUUUAAUUUCUUUAUGUGUACAAUUUUGCAUGUUAAUAUUUACACAAAAAAAUUGUUUUUGUACAAAUAAAUAAUAAG
Messenger RNA from Psylliodes chrysocephalus, 939 nucleotides. The record is from the annotation of a GenBank genome assembly. NCBI's taxonomy places the organism in Eukaryota, Metazoa, Arthropoda, Insecta, Coleoptera, Chrysomelidae.